GCAGCAGUUACUGGUAUACUGGAUAACCUAAAGGAAUUGGAUUAACAUAAAACUGUACUCCUGGGAACCUUGGUUUUCUCUGAAAUUCUUGUUGUGGUUUGUGAAACAUUGAUUGUUCUAUCUCAGAUUGCAAUCAUGCCUGGCUCUGGAACACCUGCUCCGCCUAACAAGAGGAAGCAGUCUUCUAAAAUCAUCACAGACCUUUCAAAAAUCUCACAGUAUGAUCAGGAAGAUGAGAAAGCUGAAACCGAACUGGACCUUGGGACCAAAAUCAAGGCCCCUAAAGACGUUAUGUUGGAGGAACUGUCCCUCAUGAAAAACAAGGGCUCCAAAAUGUUUCAGAUGAGACAGCAAAGGGUGGAGAAAUUCAUCAUCAGUGCCGAGAACCAGCAAAACCUGCAGGUCCUAGCUCCUCCUCUGGGCUGUGAGAUGCCAACUCCACCUGCUCCAUCUCCCAAACCUGAUCCACCUCAAGAGGAAGUAAAUACUGAGGCAGAGAAGGAAGAGAAGGAAGAGAGAAGACGCGAGUAUGCUAAAGCAUACGUAUCGCCAUGGGAACACGCUAUGAAAAAUGAUGAGGCACUUAAAGAAACCAUGAAGUUUAAAAUGCCAGGGCCUCAAGUUCACGAGGACCUUCCCAAAUACAAAAGCUUCAACAAAACGGCUCUUCCUUUCGGAGGAAUUGAAAAGGCAUCUCUUGUGACCUUUGAGACCCCUGAGGUCAACGUCACCAAAGAGGAACCUCUGCCUGAGUCUACUAUGCAGUAUAACCUUUGCAGUCGGCCUUCUUUCAACCGCACUCCAAUUGGCUGGGCAUGCAAUGAGGAACACAGCCACAUCAACAUCGAAUUGGAUACCUUACCCUUUGACGGAGAAACUGAUGACCUUUGAGAAAUCAGCCUGUCAUAUGCUGAAUAACGCAGACAUGUACAUACUUACAUUAUGGCUAAUGCAUUAAUGUAUACACACAUGUACACACAGACAAAUAGGGACCUUAUGCACUUUUACUCACAGCUGGCAAAGAAAGAACUAUAGCAAAUUAGUAUUUAUUUACAUGAGAGGCUUAUAACUGUUGGCAGUAGUUAGCACAUUGUUUUGUGUGCUGUUCUCACGUAUGAAAACCCAUUUCCUGCAAUGACCCUAUAAUGAUAGACAUUACAGUGGGAUAGACAUAAAAAGUUCAAAUG
Messenger RNA from Triplophysa dalaica, 1187 nucleotides. It is a transcript of the gene myoz1b, whose product is annotated as myozenin 1b. Gene Ontology annotation, cellular component: Z disc; actin cytoskeleton. Gene Ontology annotation, molecular function: actin binding; FATZ binding; telethonin binding. Bases 136 to 891 code for a protein of 251 amino acids. The record is from RefSeq and is a predicted model, not a curated record. Lineage: Eukaryota; Metazoa; Chordata; Actinopteri; Cypriniformes; Nemacheilidae. The transcript has 6 exons.